Orbicella faveolata is the source of this 1418-nucleotide messenger RNA. RefSeq lists its product as uncharacterized. The record is from RefSeq and is a predicted model, not a curated record. NCBI's taxonomy places the organism in Eukaryota, Metazoa, Cnidaria, Anthozoa, Scleractinia, Merulinidae.
ACCGCAGGCAGACGACAAGUUAUGCAAUCUAUAUGCAGGUAAAAAAUUAGCCAUCUGGCUAGCCCGCUUGCAAGGAACGAGGUUGAUCUGGCACGCACAUUUGUCACGUUACCAGUUCUCUGGGUAAUUUUCUAACGUACAUGAGAAAGUUUUAUUUCUGAUUAAAAAAAAAAAGAAAAAAAUUAAUCCGUAAAUAAGAGAGGAAAUAUUAAUGACUUUCCACAAGAGAACUACUCGGGCUCUCUCUCCUCUGCCUCCAUUGUAGAGAGCCUGGGAACGACGUUUGCUUUCUUACUGUGACGUGUGACGUAUCGUCACGCAACGAUGGCGGCGAAUCCUGUUACCAUAGAAACAAACACAAUCUUUUUAAAGCGAACCGCCUCGUCUAUUUUUCAGCAGUAAGGAAUAUCCACGAAAACAAUACGACACAAUUGAGAGAUUCUUUCGAGGUAGUUAAAAGAUAUAGAUGCCUAACCCACAUAUUUCAACCCAAGACUGGUACUACCAUGCUCCCAGUAAAAGGGCUGUCCAAUCUCCCAAGGCAGUACCUCCUGCAUCACAGAUCCCAGGGAUUGGGGGACUACCAGAUGAGUCAGCCAUUCCUGAAGGUGAUGACAGACACUUCAGAAGAAAGUGGAUCAGAGACACUGACUCAAACUACAUUAAACUCGCCAAGGGGGGUGGAAGGAAGAACCUUUUGGCAUUUCGCAGUCCACCCCUAAAAACGGAGGAACCAAUUCCUUACCCAAGAGUAGACUGGUUUGAUCAUGAGCAUCCAGUUGAAGAUGAACUGGAGGAAUCUGGUUAUGCCGGUCAAUGCCAGGAGGAACACACAGAACACAAAGAGGGAUAUCAUGUCCUUCCAGAAUGGUAUGUCCAUGUCCAUGAUGUACCAGAUGAUGAUCAAUAUGUGACGGCAUCAUAUCGAACCAAGCGACCGAUCAUGGGACAUGACAACCUUUCGAAAUGGCAACGGGAUGCUAAAGAUGUAAGAGAGAGAAAGCCCAAUAAUGUUAGACUUCCACCUUUGAAGAAAACUCACAAGCCAGACAAGAGAUAUGAGGAACUGAUGGAAGCACAAAAAAGUGACCAUCAGACACAAAGAAGACAAGUUAGACUACCAAAAAUGUAAGAAAAAAUAAACAAGUAUAUGGUCAGUAAAUUCACUGUAGAGUAUGAAAUGAAAUGCGGUGAUGUGAGACAUUAGAUUGAUGUGGAGCCUGCAACACAAUGCUACUGUAUGUGUAUACUCUAGAUAAUCACCUGUCAUAGUUAGAAAAGCAAAUGGACUCUCAAUCUUUUAUGGUCACUAAAUCAGGGUAUAAUUUCUUACUAGCUGAAAUGUGUUUUCUUAGGAAACAUUCUAGAAAUACAUGACAUGUGCAGUAAUACAUGUAGCACCUCCGACAGAUGGUUUU